Molecule: messenger RNA, 1497 nt
Organism: Mycosarcoma maydis (corn smut)
Lineage: Eukaryota; Fungi; Basidiomycota; Ustilaginomycetes; Ustilaginales
Exons: 1
Coding region: 1-1497 (498 amino acids)
Molecular function (GO): protein binding
Source: RefSeq, a predicted model, not a curated record
AUGGUGGCACCUUCGGAAACACAGAUUGUCCAAGCGGUCAAAGCCAAGCUCGAGAGCGGCUUGACAAGCACAAGCGACGUGGUGCGUGAAGACGAAGUACGACGUCUGCUGGCGACACUCGAGCUCGAGCAUGACUGGCAAGAUAUCGCGGUCAAGAAGUUCAUCAGUAUACUCUGCAAGCACAGCCUUAUGCCAGUGUCGAAGCCUAACGACGGAUGCACAUCACGAUCUACGUCUUGUCCAGGUGGCAAGAAGAAGAAAAAGUCAAAGACAGACACGUCGAUCCCGAAAUCUUUCAUCGAUCCCACCAUCAGCUUCCCAGCUGGCAUCCGCGGUGUAUACUUUGACCCGGUCAAAGGAAAAGGCCUGGUUGCUACGCGCAGCUUCUCCAAGGGCGAUCUGCUGUUUACCGAAGAUGCUUAUAUCCCAACGCCGCCUCCUGAAGCUUUCGAUCAGAUGGCGAGCGGCCAACUGUGUGCACAGUGCUUCCUGCCCAUCUCAUCAGCGCCCGUCGCACUCGCCAUCAAGAACUGCUCCAAGUGCAAACAUCGAUUCUGCACAACAGCGUGCUACAAGACCGCUAUGGCUACGCACCAUACGCUCCUGUGUACAGGCAUCAACGCUUCGGCUAAGCCGUUGAUCGAGCUGAUUGAGCGUCAGAAAUGGCAGAGCCUGCAUUGUGUUGCUCGCUCAUUGGCGAGGUUACUUAUGACGCUGACACGCCAGUAUCAUGGUCAAGCUAACAAGAAAGCGGACACACAGGAUUCGGUUGCGACAUAUGGAGACUUUGAAACUGUUUAUGCGCGCUUGUCGUCGUUCGCCACCGUGUCGGAAUUGGAGCGACGAUCUCGCAAUCCGGGAUGGACCACGGAAAAGGCAUCGUUUGAGUCGAUCCUAGUUGAAGCGCACACGGCGCUUUGCAACGCACUUGACCCGUACUCGUCGACGCGCAAUGCCAACUUGGAACCGUUCCACGUCUCGGCUGACUACCUCGAUUCCACACGCAAACCGCUGAUCAAAGACUUGUUUUGCCUGGCCACAUUCAUGAAACUUGUGGGUCGUGCCAACAUCAACAUGGAAAAAUUCGGUGGUCUGUAUAGUCUGCAUUCCUUCCUGAACCACUCGUGCUCGCCGAAUCUCGAGAUCCGGCACGUUCCCGAGCGCGCGAUCCUCUCGAGCAUGAAAGUAGCCGCUAUAGCGCUCUGCGAUAUCCACCCAGAUGACGAAUUGGUGAUUAGCUACAUCGAUCCAAACACCAGUCUCGCCAGACGUCAGCUGCUGCUGUACAGAGACUACUGUUUCGGUCCGUGCACAUGCGACAAGUGUACCACCCAACUCGGCGCACUCGGCCUAGUGUACGACCCUGCCAAACACGCCGUCAAGGCGUUCCUCGAUUCAGUCGCCCACAAAACGCGUCCCGAUCCCGACCACACAUUGCCCCCAACCUCCCAAGACUCUACCCUGGAAGAUCAACUCCGUGCCUCUCUCGGCUUUUGA